Trematomus bernacchii (emerald rockcod) is the source of this 3758-nucleotide messenger RNA. RefSeq names its product solute carrier family 25 member 25b (gene slc25a25b). Gene Ontology annotation, cellular component: mitochondrial inner membrane. Gene Ontology annotation, molecular function: calcium ion binding; ATP transmembrane transporter activity. The coding region runs from base 613 to 2199 and encodes 528 amino acids. Gene Ontology annotation, biological process: transmembrane transport. The record is from RefSeq and is a predicted model, not a curated record. The transcript has 10 exons. Lineage: Eukaryota; Metazoa; Chordata; Actinopteri; Perciformes; Nototheniidae.
AAUACCACAGCUCCCAGCACCUUUUGAUGAAGUCGCGCUGCAGUCUCGCGUUGUACAGCGAGACUUCUGGCGCAGCUGUCUCCCCGAGCCACAGUUUCUCUUCUCAGUCGGCAAGUUAACGGACUAAAAUAUCGGAACACAUAUCUUACUCAUAACGGUCUUUAUUGAGGAACCUUUCUUCGUGUUUUGCGAUAUACAAGCUCGGUAUAGACUCUGACACUCAAUGCUGUGAAGUCCUUUAAUGAAUAAAAGGUAAGGCGCUGACAGGUCAGGAUCCGUGUCUCCCUUAACCGGCUUUUAACGUCAACAUUCAGGCUAACGUCACCCUAAAUAGGCCAGCUUACUCGGCUAAUGUAUAAAGUGUUCUUGUAGAUAUUAACCAUUUUCGUCUCAGGGGAACUCUGCAAAUUGGUUUGGAGUAAAAAGUCUGUUUUUUAGGCUUACCGGCUUCUGGUAGCUUUUCCUUUCAGAACAGGCUGAAAUGGAGGGACAUGUGACGUGGUAGUCAGGGCUCGAAAACACAGCUCGAGACACAGCGCUGGCCUUCAGUGCUCUCCGGCUGUUAUCAGUACCGUACAGAGGUUAAAGCGUGGCGGACCGUGCCGGACACCUAUGAUGCACCAGCAGGGUUCGUUGAUGCCGUCCUUGCUCAGUGAUGUAUUCUGCCAGUGCCAAUCAGGCGACACCCACCUAGGGGUCGACCCGGGCGGCGGGCACACUGAAGACCCCACCUCAACAGCCCCCCGGCAGCCCGGGGCCGAGGACCGGCACUCGGAGCCGGGUCAGUCAACGCAUCAAUGUGACACGUGUGGAGGGCCCGAGCAGGAGCACAGGCUGAAGGUUCUGUUCCAGAUCCUGGAUGUGAACGGGGAUGGAGGCAUCUGUGUCAACGACCUGACUAUUGGGCUGAAGAAGUUAGGAGUACACCGCACUGAACAUGAGCUCAGGAAAAUAGUGAAAGCAGGAGACAAGGACCUGGACGGACAGUUAGACUUUGAAGAGUUUGUCCAUUAUCUCAGAGACCACGAGAAGAAACUCCGGCUGGUCUUCAAGAGUCUCGACAAGAAGAACGAUGGCCGGAUUGACUCGCAAGAAAUCAUGCAGUCUCUGCGUGACCUGGGGGUGAACAUCUCUGAGGAACAGUCUGAGCAGAUCCUCAGAAGUAUGGACAAAAAUGGCACAAUGACUAUUGACUGGAAUGAGUGGCGGGAUUAUCACCUCCUCCAUCCAGCAGACAACAUACCUGAGAUCAUCCUCUACUGGAAACACUCCACGAUCUUUGAUGUUGGUGAGAGUGUGUUGGUCCCUGAUGAGUUCACAGCAGAAGAGAAGAAAACAGGAAUGUUGUGGCGACAUCUAGUGGCUGGAGGUGGAGCAGGCGCUGUGUCUCGAACCUGUACUGCACCACUGGACAGGCUCAAAGUACUCAUGCAGGUUCACUCCUCCAAGAGCAACAGCAUGCAUAUCUCUGGAGGCUUCAUGCAGAUGAUCCGAGAGGGAGGUGUGAGGUCACUGUGGCGAGGCAACGGCAUCAACGUCCUUAAAAUAGCCCCAGAGUCUGCUAUUAAGUUCAUGGCCUACGAACAGAUUAAACGAUUGAUGGGAAGUAACCAGGAGACGCUGGGCAUUGCGGAGCGGCUGGUGGCCGGCUCUCUGGCUGGAGCCAUCGCUCAGAGCAGCAUCUACCCCAUGGAGGUCCUGAAGACACGCUUAGCUCUGAGGAAGACGGGCCAGUACUCGGGCAUCGUGCAAUGUGCCAAACAUAUCUUUCAGAAGGAGGGGGCGGCUGCUUUCUACAAGGGCUACGUCCCCAACAUGCUGGGCAUCAUCCCCUACGCUGGCAUCGACCUGGCAGUCUAUGAGACUCUGAAGAAUUACUGGCUCCAGCGCUUCGCCACAGACAGCGCUGACCCGGGGGUGUUCGUGCUGCUGGCCUGCGGCACCACCUCCUGCACCUGUGGCCAGCUGUCCAGCUACCCCCUGGCCCUGGUCCGCACUCGGAUGCAGGCACAAGCUACCCAGGAAGGGGGCCCUCAAAUGACCAUGAGCACCCUGUUCAGACACAUCAUUAAGACCGAGGGGCCCUUGGGACUCUACCGGGGCCUGACUCCCAACUUCAUGAAGGUCAUUCCAUCAGUCAGCAUCAGCUAUGUGGUCUACGAGUACCUCAAGGUCCAACUGGGGGUCCAGUCAAAGUGAGGAGGGGCAGAGGCUGGAGGCUGGCGGCUUUAUGCGUUUGUUUUGAGCUGAAGAUUUGCUGCGUUGGCCUCCAAGAAACAUGCAGCUGACACUCAACAUAUUCAAAUCCCAUUAUGAAAUAUCAGGGUUUGAAAGAUAAAUGUGAGGUGAUAUGAAUGAAGAGGAAUGAGAACCUGAAGGCAGAGAGGUUGAUGAAGACUCCAUUGAAGCAACUCAUUAUAGUUGCUCUUAUAUGAACAUGUCUUGCGCAAUUCAGGGGACAAAUGUUUACAUUAAAUUCAUGGCAGUAGUUUACUGGGGUACCAGCAACUUGCCAAUGAUAUGUCAGGAGCUCCUGCUCAGUGUGAAGGAAGACUCUUUGUCUUAAAGGGCUCUGCUAUAGCACAUCACAAACAUCAUUCAUGUUUUUCUUUCAUAUCACGUGUGCUCUCAGGCUCUCUCAGUUGGCCGCUUGCUGCAGCCACAAGGAGAACGUACAGUAGCUGUAGCUUUAGUAAUUCAUACGCACACAAGAUUGAAUCAGGACCAUAAUGUUGUUUAUGGAACAUUUCCUUUUUGUUUUCCAAGGUCCACUGCUCCUUUAGUUGCUUUAAAUCCAUUCAGAUCCAUUCAGUCAGUUGUUUUAGGGAGCGAGAUGUGACCAAGCAGGAAAGCAGCAACAUGUCUCAUCAUGAUGUGACUUCAUUUGUUUAACAAUGAUACACUGGACAGCAUGUUUUUAGGGUUAUAUUUUGUGCUUUUUGACCUUAUUAUUCAGUCCAGAACAGGAGAGACAGGAAGGGGAGGACAUGCAGCAUUUGUACUGUUAAGGGAAACAUUGUGAGACACUGCACAUUCUGUAUUUUUAAGAAAUAGCAGUAUAAAAUGUUGAGUUUAGUGUCACUCCUAUGGGUGUGUACUCAUGGGACACACUUCCAUUCUUCCUUAUUCCUGUACAAAAUAUCAGUUAUCAUAUGUUUUCUUUAAAAGCAGGCCCCCUCUAUACAGGUUUAAAAUGAGUCAUCAGGAAAAAAUGUCUUAGCUAGUGACAUUUGAAUAUUUCACUGGGUUGUCGGCUGAAGACAUUUCCAUUUUUUCUUGUAUGAAGUGAAUACAAGUCCUUCAUUUGACCUGCUGCAGCUCUCUGACUGAAGCUGCAGAUCCACGAGUGCCUUGUGUGCCUCUUACUUAAAUGCACUUGAACACUAUUAGAGGGGAAGUCUGUGGAACAUUGAAUGCACUUUAAGGUACUCCGCUUUAACUCCUGAUUUUAUUAUUAUUAAUGUAUUUAUGUAUUUAUUUUUACAAAAAAGGAUUCAUGACUGCAUUUGUGAUAUAUUGGUUAUGCUGAAUAAAUAAUAUACAGGUCUCUUUGAUUUCAGAGUAAUCUGUGGCCUUGGUGAAAAUCUGAGAACUGGAAGUAAUCUGACAUGGUUUCAAAGAAAUAGAAUGUUCAAUACAAAGUUAAACAGAAAAAAAGGAAACAAUAAUGUGAAUAAGUGGAGUAGAAUAUUUAAAUCAAACCAAUAUUUUUGUGUAAUAGUUGGAAAAUGAUUAAAACUCAACUAAUUAUUGGGAAA